CGAAUGACUAUCCGCAAUCAUGGCAGGGAUUCAGGGAAAAGAUUUGUGCGGUGUCUGGGUCGGAAAUAAGUCAAGAGGACGUCUGCUAUUUGUAAUGCAUGGAUAUUUUCCUCAGCGCUGAAUGAAACGAAGAGACACGCAAAUAUUUUCUGCUGCAGAGCUUUACUUUUCUUUGUCAUGGAUUUUGAAUUGGAAUUUGCAAAUUACGUCUAAUUUAUUAUUUUAGCCUAGAAAGAGCAGAGCAAAGUGCGUGGCUGCUAGCAAACCGCUAGCUACUAGGAUAGCUUCUAUCCAACUAACUUCAUUAGCUACUCUACGUUUUUAAAUGUUGUCUAAUAUCAUUAUCUAGUUAGCUUUUUACCAGUUUAGUCGGUCUUGGCAACUUGUCUGUGUGUCGAUGACUCUCGAAAGCCUUAAACAUUCUCCUAUCCUUUCAACUUUGUUUAAAAUGGCAGACGACAUAGAAUUGAUAGGAGCCUGUGAAUUAAUAAAAGAUCGAUUAUAUUUUGCUACCCUAAGAAGCAAACCAAAAAGCACUGCAAACACGCACUACUUCUGCACGGAUGACGAAUUUAUCUAUGAAAACUUCUAUGCGGAUUUUGGACCCCUCAACCUAGCCAUGCUGUACAGAUACAGCUGUAAACUCAACAAAAAGCUGAAGACAAUCUGUAGGUCUGUCGUAUGUAGGUGUUGGUCGAUGUUGAAGUCGUUCACACUGACCAGAAAGCGAAUCGUACACUACACCAGCUUUGACCAGCGGAAAAGGGCUAAUGCUGCUGUUUUAAUCGCUGCCUAUGCUGUCAUUUACUUAAAGAAGACCCCAGAGGAGGCAUACAGGGCUCUGAUCUCAGGCUCCAAUGCUUCAUAUCUUCCCUUCAGGGACGCCUCGUUUGGAAAUUGCACAUACAACCUGACGGUUCUCGACUGCUUACAAGGAAUCCGGAAAGCCCUGCAGCAUGGAUUCUUUGACUUUGAGACAUUUGAUGUGGACGAAUACGAGCACUACGAGCGAGUGGAAAACGGUGACUUCAACUGGAUCGUGCCGGGGAAGUUUCUGGCCUUCAGUGGACCCCAUCCCAAAAGUAAAAUUGAAAAUGGCUACCCUCUCCACGCCCCAGAGGCGUACUUCCCCUACUUCCGGAAACACAACGUGACCACGGUGGUGCGGCUCAAUAAGAAGAUCUACGACGCCAAGCGCUUCACGGAUGCCGGCUUCGACCACUACGACCUGUUCUUCGUGGAUGGCAGCACACCCAACGACGUCAUCACCCGCCGCUUCAUGCACAUCUGCGAGAGCACUGAUGGAGCCGUGGCCGUCCACUGCAAGGCUGGCCUUGGGCGUACUGGUACCCUGAUAGGCUGUUACCUGAUGAAGCACUACCACUUCACGGCAGCAGAGACCAUCGCCUGGAUCAGGGUCUGCCGGCCGGGCUCCGUUAUCGGCCCUCAGCAGCACUUCUUGGAGGAGAGGCAGGCAGCCAUGUGGAUGCAAGGGGACAUGCAGCGUUCGCAGCAGAAGCAGCCGAGGGGCGUGUCUCACCUCAUCUCCAGCAUGGACGACCUCACCCUCAGACCCACCCACACCUCCAUCACCACCAGCAGCCCUGCUGGAAUCCUCAGGUCCCACAGUACCGACCGCCUCCAAGAGAACGACGAAAUUGGGGAGAACGGGCUAUGCAUGACCCAAGGAGAUAAACUGCGUGCCUUAAAGGGCCGGCGCCAGCCCAGGUCGGCCACAACAGGAGCCCUAAGACUCGAAGACAUGAAAAUGCACACCAGGUCACCAUCCCAACCUUUUAGGAUGAACCUUGGAGUGGGCACUCAGGGUACCAUCUCCCCCCUCAAGACAUCCAAAGUCCCAUCAUCCUCUGCUUCCGCCACGGCCAAGAGAAUCAGCCACAGCUCCUCCUCCUCGGCGUCCAACCUCAAGAGCUCCUUCAUUAACGCCAGGCUAGCCAGCUCCUUAGGCAACCUGUACGCAGCCGACGGCAGCGAGGACAAUUGGAAGACGCCGUACACCCCCUCUUCAUCACCCUCUUCCUCCUCUCCUCCCUCCACCGUCACCACCCCCAUCCCUCCGUCGGGCCGGGCCGUCCCCGUUCACGGCUACGUGGCUAACGGCAUGCGCGGAGCUAAUUACCACCACGAGGUCAACAACAAUCAGUAUAACUCCUCCCCUACCGGGGUCUUCAUCCACGGUGGCCCCGUAGGGGCCCCCCAACACGCUGCAGGCAGGCUGGGCCCCGGGCCUGAUGAAUACGGCCCCUUCAGACCCCAGCAAGGGGUCUACUCCAGGCUCAGUGGACCCUCCGGCCGCUACCUCAGCCGCUCCAUCCCCGUAAGUUCCCUUCAAUCUGAAUAUGUUGAAUACUAAAGCGGCGGUUCUGCGUUGACCAAGACCGGACAGCCAAUGUGACCACUGAACUGGGCGCGAUGGAGUCUCCCAUCCCCCUUUUUGCUCUAUCCCCCCCUUCUCCCCCGCUUUCUCCCACAUACUGAAAAGGGAAUUGAAUAAACCAGGAGGCGCUAUAUGACAUAUGACAUUUAUUCUGCACUCUUGGCUUCUGGACGGCUGUGGUCUUUGGGGGCAGGCACAUAGACAGCCACAAACUCACAAGGGCUCAUGGAACUUUGCGUUUUGGGCUUCUUCUGUCAGCGUCAGACGGCCUUGAUUCACCUUAACGGAAGUCACUGUUUGGAUAAUACUAACAAAGGGAGAUUGUUUACCCAGCUAUAGUCAGGUUUUGCCAGGCUGUAACUAUGUGAGUGCUCUGUCUUUUUGAAGCUGAGAUAUGGCCAUAUACAGUAGACUGGAGGCUCUCUGCUUUCCUGCAUCACAUAUUUCCGUUUUAUGACUUGUACUGAAAAAUCGGAUAUUUUCUGACGAAAGGAUUUUAUACAUGAAACAUGAAAAUUGUAUUGCUUGGAUAAAGAAAUAUGUUUAUAUUUACAAGUGGGUUAAAGAACAUGUUUUUGUUUAUCACAAUUCUAUUUUUGUCUCCCGAGUGUUACUACUUCACUAACAACAUCCAAAUAUGCGAGGGGUUUAUGGAGAAGUAUUUUGCGAGCCGUGUUCCUUAACAGCAAAGUAUUUGCAGCACAGUAGCAGGCUCAGGGUAAAGUGCUCUUGCAUUUCUGUUUCUGUUUUGUGCAUGAGAGUGUAGGCCACGUGUGCGUGCUGUACGUACCAUAGACCGUAUGAGAAUGUGCGUGCUGUACGUGAGCGUGUGUGAAUAAAUGAGAAUGAGUAGUGACAGUGUAUGUAGAGACCAUGUGUAUGCAGUUCUCCUCUGCCCAUGGAAUGAAAUAAUGACGUAUAGGGAAGAGAUGAGUGCUGUCUCCUCUUCACUAAUUUAAAUCGAUUUUUAUUGAAUUAAUCAAUUAAAUGGACUGGUGGGAUUUGGUACCCCCCCCCCAAUUGGAACUAAUGAAUGCUUAAUGUUCUUCUGUCACAAGCCUACAUGACUCCAUUGAAUAGGAAUAGAGGAUAAAUACAGAAUAUUAUCACCAAAAAGGAUGUAGCUGAUUUCAUAAACCCUCACAAGUCUAUGAUAUGACAACUAAAGUCAUACCAAUAACCAAACUAGGUUAUUGUGACCAAACUAGGUUAUAUGUUGAGCAUGAUGAACAGUGGUCAUUAGUAGAGAAAAUCUAGUGGUGUGUUGUUGGACAGACACCACCCACAACACAAGCCUCAGUCCCUGCAGUUUACCCUACACCAGGCAGCUUAGCAACCUCCUCCACAGACACAAGAUCCCACUGCAAUAAUGCUCUUUACAGGGAAAACUUGUCAGAUUUUAAUGAGCACAUUUUCAGUGUUAUUCGACACGCUGUGGAUUAUGGAACUUGAUUUGUGGCAGCCUAUUUUAAACCACACCUACUGUAGAGCCAAUUAUGUUAGAGUUGUUAUCAUCAAGGCACAAUGGUAACGGAUGUUCAUCGCUAUUACUGAAAUAUUUCCCAGUUGUGUGGUGUGUUUGUGUCGAGAAUGUAAAAACAACGCAGAAACAUUUUUCUGUGUAUUACGAUUCUUUCAGAUUGUAGAAAGUGAAAAACAUUUCAGUUUUGCAGGUAGAGGUUCCUAAAAAACUGAAAAGCACAACUGUCCCCCAAAUUACCGUCUUUAUUAUCUCAUGCUGGAUGUCAUUGGGUGUACAAUGCAGCAGUCAUUAUCAAAUCUUGUUUUCUACCAAUGAAUAUCACCUCCUGUGACUCGACUAACUCGUCCAUUUUCUGUUGGACCUUAUAAGAGUCCCUAUAUUUGUAUGCUUGUUUUUUUUACUUUUAAACUGUUGUUGAAUUUCAAAGUUGAUUUUAAAUAAAUGUGUACCGAGGUGUUUGUUCAUGGCUGCAAGGAAUGAUUUUAAAAAUUCUGUUAGAGCUCUGUACAUUCCUGGCAGUGAAAUGCGUUUCUUUGUUUUGAAAUGGGAGAAUCUUAAUAAUGCAGGUAUUCUACCUCCUUGAAAUGUACAAUUUAUAGCUGUAAAAUUCGUACUUGCAUAUAUUUUUUCAAGCAGUAUGUAAAGAAAAUAUAUCAUAACUGUAGAUGAGUAUUUUUUGCUUUCUAAUUUUCAUAUAGUAAGCAUAGUAAAAUGAAAAUGUCUACUGUAUAUUUUACAGUGAAUGGAGGUUGCUGAAGGAAGUAACACAAUUAAAAAAUAUCAUUUUCAAGGA
Molecule: messenger RNA, 4674 nt
Organism: Coregonus clupeaformis (lake whitefish)
Lineage: Eukaryota; Metazoa; Chordata; Actinopteri; Salmoniformes; Salmonidae
Product: dual specificity protein phosphatase CDC14AB
Exons: 17
Coding region: 398-2374 (658 amino acids)
Biological process (GO): positive regulation of cytokinesis; regulation of exit from mitosis; protein dephosphorylation
Cellular component (GO): nucleolus; spindle pole; centrosome
Molecular function (GO): protein serine/threonine phosphatase activity; protein tyrosine/serine/threonine phosphatase activity
Source: RefSeq, a predicted model, not a curated record